AUGGACUUAGGGCUUCCGUUGGUAGACUUCUUUUUGCGAGUGCUUGCCAUCUUUGACCAAGAGGUUGUCAACGACGACGUCGCCCGAAGCAACGAGGAUCGCCAGCGUGGUCAUCAGAUCAAGCACGCGAUGCGUGAGCGCGAUGUAGUGUCGCUGGUCGAAUGCUGGUACAAGAUCUUGACCACGUUGAAGGGUGCUGCACCACACAUGGUGCGGGACUGCUUGAAAGUGACGGCCCUCUACGUGGUGUGGAUUGAAAUCCUCACGGUGGCCAACGACAAGUUCUUAAGUGCAGUUUGCAACCUGAUUGCAGAAGCUUCGGAUAGUGCCGGUGAGGCUUGUGAAUGUCUUGCUGCAAUCGUCAACAAGAAGAUGCCCGCCAGCAAGAAGGUGCAAAUGCUCAGCGAGCUACAAAUCUUUGCGCGCCUCGAAGCAUGUGUCCAUCGAGAUGGUUCAGACCAUCAGCUUCUCGUGAAGCAGGCAGACAUGAUAAACUCUGUCGCAGAGGUGACCUUGGAGGCCUACGUUGACCUUCGUGUUCAAAGCGAUGCUGACAGCGCGAGGUUGGCCCAGGUUGCAUGGGAAUCCACCAAUGCACUGAUGCCACUAGUUUUCUGGUUCUUUGCCCACAAGGAGCAUCAAGUAGCUGUGUGCGUCGAGCCCUUCUUGACGGAGUUCUUUGUGAAGGUUAAAAGUUUCGUUGCAGACGGUCACAAGGGUGACAUGGAGAUGGCUCCUUGUCACUCUGUUUCACUGGAGCAGGUCAGACCAAUCUUGAUGCAGACGCUGCAGCUCAUCAUUCAAAGAACUUCCUACCCACCUUGGUUUCAGCACAACGACCCGAACUUUGAGGAUGAAGAGCAGCAUGUUGCAUUCAUCGAGUUCCGACGAAGCCUGACAAAGAUCUACAAGCGCAUCUUCUUAGUCGAUGAGCAGCUUGGCUUCCAGUUCGUGCAAGCAUCGGUUGCUCAGCUCACCGCGAAUCUUUCGGGCGUGCAGCCCAUGGAAGUGGACGCAGUCCUCUACCUCUUCAAGGAGGCAGGAGAGACAGUGAGGCAGCUGGAGCAGCACUUGCAGGCCAAAGGCCCGCUGGCUGGCUGUUUCGUGCAGCUUAUCGAAUGUGAGGCAUUGGUCAAUGCCGAUCACUGGGCAGUUCAGCUUGCUCUGAUGGAGGUGUAUGUGAAAUAUGGCAAGCUGUUUGCACUACACCAGGAGCUGUUCCCAAGGUAUGGGCAGAAGGUGCUGCAAGCCCUGCUAAGUCCCCGAGGUGUCCGUUCCAACAAUCCUCACCUCGCGGCUCGCGCUUGCUUCAUGUUCGGGCGCUUUGCAAAGUUGGUCAGAGUCCAGGCCGCAGCCCUUGUGGCACAGAUCCACGAAGCCUUGCAGGAUCUCCUCAUUGUACAGUAUGUUCCUUCAGCACUCCUUCCUGUACAGGCGGAAGUGUCGCUGACAAAAGUCGCUGUCAAGGGUGCGCUUAAGGCGGACGACCAGGCCAACCUCUUCGAGGCGCUGGCAUGCCUCGCAGCUGCGAGCAGACCGGAAGAGCUCCCGGCAAAGCUGGAGAUGCUGCUUAAAGGCCCUGCGCAAAACUUGUCGGAGAUUGUAACUGAUGCGGCGGCAUCACGCUCUGGAAACGAUAUAGCUGGCUGCGCCGGCUGGGCUGGACGAAGCAUUGAGGCCAUCGCCACAGUCAGCAAGGCUUUUAACGUUUCGCAUGUAAGCACAGCCACUGCUUGGGAGCAGGUCUUAAUGAUUGUAGCCCGCAUUCUGGAGAAGUUUGUCAACCAGUUGAACCGUGAGAUUGGGCUUUGGCGAGCUGCCUUGUUCCUUUGCCGAAGGAUGGUAGAAGUGCUGGGCGAUCGUUUCCUGACCGUCCUGGACACCUUGCUCCCUUUCCUGUAUGCUACGAAUGAUCAGGCAGAUUUGACAGAGCUGACGAUUUUUGCACAUCACCUGGUGUGCCAAUAUCAGAAGAAGACUCAACCCCAUCUUCAAAAAUGGCUGCAUCAGACCUUUCUGCGGCCGCUGGCUGUGUGGCAACAAAUGCCUGAGCAGUCGGAUCAGCUCAAGCGCGAGAAGCUGGAGCUUGGAAACGCCAUGUUGCAGCUUCUUAAAGAGGCAGCACAGCGUUGUCCAAGCGCGCUGUUGGAACCCAUGCUUACGAACACAAGGCACGGUCAGGAGAUGACCGGCUUCUUGUUGGUUGGCCUCCAGGAUGCCAGCGAGAUCAAGGCAGUGCUCUACUCUGCAUCCGCCUGGGCAGCUUUGCUGGAAGCGGCAACGUCUUCAAGCGAGGCGGCAGCUGCCAUCGCGAGCUUCCCAAUGACACAAUUGCUGCAGAGAAUGCUCUGGUCGGCGGCACGCCUGGACUACAACGAUAUCCAGUCUCAGAAAGUGCUCAGCGAGGCAGCCUCGAUUCUGCGGUCGGUGAUGAACCCAAGAGUGCAGCCACAGGCGCAGCUUCAACAGACAAAGGAAGCCUUCCAGCAAUCGCUGGUCGGAGCCCUGCCCGGCCUACAGUCGGAGAUCGGCCCGCGGCAGCUCGGAGAGGUCUUGUUGCAAGAGGCACCGCUGAAGGAUGUCCGCACCACCUUGCAGCAGUGCAUGCUGCAGUGGCAGCGAGACUGCCGGUGA
This is a messenger RNA of Symbiodinium sp. CCMP2592, 2634 nucleotides long. NCBI's taxonomy places the organism in Eukaryota, Dinophyceae, Suessiales, Symbiodiniaceae. The record is from the annotation of a GenBank genome assembly.